Salarias fasciatus (jewelled blenny) is the source of this 1233-nucleotide messenger RNA. RefSeq names its product gremlin 1a, DAN family BMP antagonist (gene grem1a). Lineage: Eukaryota; Metazoa; Chordata; Actinopteri; Blenniiformes; Blenniidae. The transcript is spliced from 2 exons. Gene Ontology annotation, biological process: animal organ morphogenesis. Bases 166 to 699 code for a protein of 177 amino acids. Gene Ontology annotation, molecular function: receptor ligand activity; BMP binding. The record is from RefSeq and is a predicted model, not a curated record.
AUUUUGGGGGCGUGUUCUGCCAAAGCUCAGACAGUUCGGAAAACCCCUCAUUGAGUGGUUCAUAAAGCCACAACCAGAGACUGGAGGCUCAGAGGAAACUCUCACCUGUCUGGCUGGAAUAACUCAUUUUGUUUGGGGGAUACAAAACAACAAUCAGCUCCAACCAUGCGUCCAGUAUUGAUAAUCUCCCUGGUUGUGGUUUUGCUGCUAAAGGAGCUGAACUGUACGGACACCGGAGCUUUUCAAAGCUCCUUCCCUCACCCGAACAAGUACAACCCGAAUGAGUCGGAGCGCUGCGCGCAGCCGCCCCUCAGCGGCCUCCUCUCCCGCGGGACGGGACCCGGGCCCUCCACGGACGAGGUGCUGGAGUCCAGCCAGGAGGCGCUGCACGUGACGGAGCGCCGCUACCUGCGGCUGGACUGGUGCAAGACGCAGCCGCUGAAGCAGACCAUCCGCGAGGAGGGCUGCCUGAGCCGCGCCAUCAUCAACCGCUUCUGCUACGGCCAGUGCAACUCCUUCUACAUCCCGAGGCACGUGUACCAGGACGGCGGCGCCUUCCAGUCCUGCUCCGCCUGCAAGCCCAAGACCUUCAGCACCGUCACCUACACCCUGUUCUGCCCGGGACAGACGCCCAGCACGAGGAGGAAGCGGGUCCAGCGCGUGAAGCAGUGCCGCUGCACCACUAUAGACGCGGAUUAGGCUCCAAGCUGGACAUCAUUUGGGAAUAUCAUUUUCCAUGGAGACUCCAAAAGGAAAACGACAUAAUAUGAGUAUAAAGAACUUGCCUGAGCCUUUUUUUUUUUUUUUUUUUUGUAAUUAAAGCGAUGGAGAGAAGACUUUGAACAACUUUCCCUCUUAAAUGCUCGUCUACAAGUAAAGAUCAUCAAUCAUUCUUUUUUCAUUUUUUUGUGCUAAAUCAUUUUGGAUGCACAAAAAAUCUUAUAAAAGCACUGAGUACCAGUGAAAUGCAUUGUAAAAUAAUCCACAUAAUCCACAUACACACAGGCUGAUAGGUGUACUCAGCCUCUAAGAAAGGUCAAAGGUUGUCUUGUUUCCACUGUGUGGGAUGAAGCUCAAGGCUUGGGCAUAUUUUAUUUUAUUUUUUUAUUUUUUUGUCUUUAUUGCAACCUGCACUGCUAAAUGCCACACGACUUUGCAACUGUGUACAAUUUGUGUAAGAUUGUGUCUCAUUAUGUGGCUUGUAAAUAAAACAGCAUUCAGUCUUUUCCAUUA